GAACCGCGUCUGUGGGUCUAUAUGGCAUUUAAACAACCUGAGAGUCCAAUUAACUUUAUCUUUCUCCAUCUUCUUCAUUAUAGCGUACAGGUGUGCUCUUUUCAGCCUACUAUGGUUACUGUCCAGUGUUUUAUGUUCCUCAGAGAGUACUCUAUAGAGAACGGCAGCCAGCUCGACACUAUGACUCCAGUUGUAGAUCAGCCCGGAUUCAGCCGCACGGGAUACACUGUAGUGGCAGUGUGUUUGGGAAUAAUCUUCGUUUUCGGUUUCCUAAAUAACUUUCUUGUUCUUUUGGUCUUCGCCCGCUUUCAUGUCCUGAGGACUCCGAUCAACUUAAUACUGGUGAACAUCAGUGUGAGCGACAUGCUCGUUUGUAUUUUUGGCACACCUUUGAGUUUCGCCGCGUCUGUGCACGGCCGGUGGCUGACGGGAGUUCAUGGCUGCAGGUGGUAUGGCUUUGCCAACGCACUGUUCGGCAUUGUUUCACUGGUAUCCCUUGCUGUACUGUCAUACGAGCGUUACAGCACCAUCCUCUGCUGCUCAAAAGCAGAUGUGUCUGACUAUAGGAAGGCCUGGCUCUUCAUCACAGGCUGCUGGCUGUACUCUCUCGUGUGGACAGUGCCCCCACUCUUUGGCUGGAGCAGCUAUGGUCUUGAGGGUCCCGGCACCACCUGUUCAGUCCAGUGGAACCAGCACUCCCCGGAAACAAGAUCUUACGUCAUCUGCCUCUUUGUCUUUUGUCUGCUGCUGCCUCUUCUUCUGAUGGUCUACUGCUACGGGAAGAUCCUCAUUGCCAUUCAUGGGGUUGCUAAGAUCAAUCAGACAGCUGCACAGAGGAGGGAAACGCACGUGCUGGUGAUGGUGGUUUCCAUGGUGUCCUGUUACUUGCUCUGUUGGAUGCCUUACGGGGUCAUGGCAUUGCUUGGCACAUUCAGCGUCGGUAUUGUCAGCCCCACAGCCAGCGCCGUGUCAUCCAUACUAGCAAAGAGCAGCACCGUUCUGAACCCCAUCAUAUACGUUCUGUUCAAUAAUCAGUUUUACAGAUGCUUUAUAGCUUUAGUAAGAUGUGGACCAGAACCUCCAGCCCAUCUCACCCUUCACACAGAAGAAGGUGGUGCUCAACAGGACUGCAUCCCUAUGGGGUCAUAUGGUGCUACUUCUCCACCUGACAGCCCAGACAAGUUUGGGACCCAGAGGGCUUCAGUACAAAGAGGUAAUAAGACUCUGGUGCUUGUUGAGCCUGGGAUAUGAAAGGUCCAUCCAUGCGAAACCAUAUUUAGAGGGACAGGAAACUACAUUGUGUGCAUUUUUACUGCCAUAUACUUAACACAAUGUUUGUGUUAUUAAGAAAGAUACUAGUAUAUUUAUAAGUGCAAUGUAGAUAUUAUUAUUAAUUUUUUUUUUUUUUUUCAAAUGUUGCGUGUAAUUAUUGCCACCAGGUGUCAGUAUUUGUUCUAACAUGAAACAUUGAAACUUGGGCUUGGCAGCAUCCGAAGGUCAUGCCUAUGGUGUGCACAGAAGUGGAAGAAAAAAAAAGGUAUUAAAGUUUUUUUUGGUCAUACUAUAUCAGAAUCUUCUUCAAGUAUACUGGUCCCCUGAACCCUUUUACCUGUUCAGUACAGCAAUUACAGUGACACAUAACUAUAAACCAAAAUAUUUCACCAGGGAUCUUUUUUCUUACAGAACUUGGUAAAUGGAUUUAAUCAAUCUAGAAGUCUGAAUAUUGCAUGUUAUGUUCAAUUUCUUCAAGUAAUAUAUAUAUAUUACUUUAAAUUACUGCAAUAUUUUUGAGUGGUAAUGGAGUAAGAAACUUAUUUUUAAAUGGAUUUUUUAUUAAUGAAUUUUCUGUUAAUCAUUUUUUUAUUUUAUUAGUUUGUUUUCUUUUGUUGUUGUUGUUGUUGUUUAUAUCUUCCUCAUGAACUUUUCUCUUCAUUAACAGUUAUGAGAAAAUGUUGAGGAAACCUUUGAAAUUAUUUAGAUUUCUAUAUGACACUUCCUAAAAUCAUAAGUCAAUACAGAUCAUCUUGCAUACCAGACGAGAAAAAAAUAUUUAGCAAAUCCAUAUCAACAAAUGGUUAAAUCCAUCAAAGUAGUAAUUAAUAUACAAUGUGACUUUCUAGGCCUCUUGAAAAAUUAAAUCUUUGGUUACCUGCUCUUUACCUCUGAAUACUGUUAAAGUGCAAUAUGGCAUGACCUAAGAGAUUUCAGAGAACCACAGAAGAGGAAUUGUACAGGGUCAUUAGUCUGGAAAAGGUUACAUGAGGGUGUCUGAAGACUUGGGGCUCCAUCAGUCUCCACUGAAGCAGAUUGAUUACAAAUAGAAGAAAUUCAGCACCAGUGGUACCAUGGCUGUCCUUUAAAAGGUCAGUGUAAGGACAUAUCAAAGGAUCCUUCAGAAAAUGACAAAGUACCCUAGAGGUAAAUCUGUGGAUCUGCAAGCAUACUUAUUAAAAUAUAAUUGUUCCAAUUUUACAGCACAUUGUCAGGAAGUUUGUUAUCUGAAAUUAAAAAAAAAAAGUUAGUCAUGCAACAUGUUUGUUCCUAAACAGAGGAAUAAAUCACCAUCAGAGUGCGUCCAAACUAAAAAAUAGUCAGGUCAGAGUCCUGACCUCAAUCUCAUUGAAAUGCUGUGGCAUGAUUUCUAUUCAAGGCCAUUUGAGGCAUCCCAAAAAUAUGCAAGAUAUCCUAAAAUAUUUAUGAAACAGCUUGUGCAGGGGAGCUAUAGGACAUAUUUGACAGUGCUUGGGGUCCCAAAAAGUUACUAAAUAUAAAUAGUAUUCACAAAAAACAUUUGUGUCACUGUAAAAUAUUGUUAAAUGACAGAAUUUAAUUAUUACUGACUUAGAUGGAAGCACAUGCUGAGAGCCUGCUGACAUAAAUCAAGAUCAUUUCAAAAGGUUGAAACUUUUUUUUUUAACUGUUCGUUAGGAUAGAUGGUGCAGGUUCUAUGAUUAGCCUUGGCUGAUUAAGUUCACAGGAAAUAUGUGAGGAAGGCUUUCAUUAAUAGGGCUCCUUGUUCUCAUCACAGAAUAACUGGCUCUGAAAUUGGCUUUUACCUGACAGAGAUAGAGCUGCAUAUCACACUCUCUAAUGAGCCAGCAAACCAGUCGAUGAGAAAAGAGCUUCAGCUCUGAGGAUGGCAUGUUGAUCUGAAAAACCCAUCUGAGUUGACAGGGUUUGGUAUGCAACAGUUUAGUUUAAGCUCAAUUAAAAAUGUAAUUAAAUCAAUUACAUGAUAUGCUGAGUUGUUUAUCAAAUUAAUCAUAGUAAUUCAUAAUAUUUACUGUGAAACAUAAUGAAGGUAAGCCAUGCAUUCAAUUAUAGAGGCAGGUGAAUGGAUAUCAUUUGAAUGUUAAUUUUAAUAUAUAUUUUAAAAAUGCAAUUUCUAUAGGCUGGAUUCAUAUUGAAAAAUAUAACCAAAACAAAAAUUAGCUGACCAUCCAGUGGUCCCAGGUUUUUCCUUUCAAAUUAUCACAAUGCAGUCAGUGUAUUUGCUAUAAUUAAAUCUAUAAUGUGAGUGAUCUGUGUAUUAUAUCAAAUCCUAUUCUCUGUAUUCAUCUCUCAAGUUUAUUAUCCCGUCACAAAUCUCAUGAACCUCACUGUCAUUAAUUAUACAGGGCAAGGCAAAGGUUCACAUGCAUGAUUACCAAUAGACAUUCAUUUGGCCUGUCAUGUCAGAUAAUCCAUCGCAGUAUAUUUCAAUCUCAGCACAGUGGUAAAUAUGGCUUCAGCAGAAAGGUAAUGUAUGGACCUCUUAUAAUUACAAACCACAAUCCUGUGGUUUAAUGAAAAGGGGGUUCCUGUUUAUAUUUCUAUUUUAAAAA
Molecule: messenger RNA, 3824 nt
Organism: Cyprinus carpio (common carp)
Lineage: Eukaryota; Metazoa; Chordata; Actinopteri; Cypriniformes; Cyprinidae
Gene: tmtops3b
Product: teleost multiple tissue opsin 3b
Biological process (GO): visual perception; G protein-coupled receptor signaling pathway
Cellular component (GO): membrane; photoreceptor outer segment
Molecular function (GO): G protein-coupled receptor activity
Source: RefSeq, a predicted model, not a curated record